GUUGCUUUCCUCUCAGUCUGAGAGGCAACUGCUGUUUCUUUUUCUUUUCUUUCUUUCUUUUUUUUUUUAGUUUUUACUUCCUCUCCUGUGUCAGACAUCAGCAGGAGUCACUGCAGACUUGUUUCCCUUUCCUCGCGGUACUUUAUUUUGUUAUUUUUGUUCCUGGGAAGUACCAUGCCGGUGGUUGGCGUAGCCUCCAAGCUCAGGCAACCGUCCGCGGUGAGCUGCAAGCCGGUGCAUACCGCUCUCCCCAUCCCCAGCGCGGUCAGGGCAGCCGCCUCGCAGGGCUACGUGGCCCGGCAGCAGGAGCUCAGGGCAGGUGAUGGCGCCCAGGGGCUCUCCUGCCAGCUGUCAAUCAAGUCCGAGAACCAGCAGCAGGAGAGGACACCUGAAGGGAAGUCCAGAGCCGAGACGGAGGAGAGCAAGAUCUGCAAGAUUUACACAGACUGGGCCAAUCACUAUCUGGCCAAGUCUGGCUGUCAGCGCCUCAUCAAAGACCUGAGCCAGGACGUCACCGAUGGAGUCCUGCUGGCCCAGAUCAUCCAGAUCAUAGCGAACGAGAAGGUGGAGGAUAUCAAUGGCAGCCCCAGGAGCCAGUCGCAAAUGAUCGAGAAUGUGGACGCCUGCCUCAGUUUCCUGGACGCCAGAGGAGUGAAUGUACAAGGGCUCUCAGCAGAAGAGAUCAGGAAUGGCAACUUAAAGAGCAUCCUGGGCCUCUUCUUCAUCCUGUCGCGCUACAAGCAGCAGCAGCAACAGCAGCAGCAGUACUACCAGUCCCUGGUGGAGCUCAGCCAGCAGACCAGCAGCACCGCACCGUCCGCCAGCAGCCUCAAGACACAAGAGAUGCAGUCCAGUCUCACAGCACGAUAUGCAAGUCCUCCGGGCCACAGUGGAAUAGGGUCACCACAGAAGAAAAACACCAGGCUACCAGGCCCCUCCAGAGUACCUGCUGCAGGCAGCGGGGCCUCCAGGAGCCCCGGCUCGUCCAACCUCAACCGCCGCAGCCAGAGCUUCAACAGCAUCGACAAGAGCAAGCCUCUUCAGUAUGCCAGCGGCAACGACAGAGAAGCGGUGAGGGGUAUCCCAGUACCCGGCGGGAUGAAUGGGAGCGGUCUUGGUGGGACGGUUCCCACCAGCCUCAGCGGGCAGCAGCUGGCCUCUGCCAUCCCCUCACCCACUGCCGGCAAGUCCUGGCGCAGCAAGUCCAUGAACCUCAAGCACAGCGCCACUUCGUCCAUGCUGGCGAGUCCCACGCACUCACCCUCACCCAGCCUGUCACCCAAGGCCUCUGAAGGCCUUCAGCCGCACGGAAGUGAUGGGUCCAAAGUCGGGUCAGCCGGCGGUGGUGGACCCCAGAGGUCCAUGCUGGAGAAGUUCCGCCUGAUUAACCCGAGAUCGGCUUCACGAGCGUCUCCGUCUGUGGCAGAGAUGGCUCUGCAGGAGGAGGAUGACCUGUCGGAGUAUGGUGAGGAUGGAUUGACGCCUACGGGUUCGGUGUGCAGCAGCAGCAGUAGCAGUGCUACUGCCAAGCAAAUGUCUGCCAAAUCCUCUGCACCAUCCCUCACUGCACCGAGCAAGACUUCCUCUUCUUCCUCCCCUUCCUCUUCAUUUUCAAAAGCGUCUGCCAAUGGCAGCAGGUCCAUGGCCUCGUCCAAAGACAGGGAGGACAAAAGCAGAUCUGGGAAAUCUUCUAAGGACAGCUCCCCAGCCAAAGAGGAGCGUGAGUCAUUUGCUGACCCCACAAAGAAGAGCUCCAAAAUUGCCAGCCUCAUCCCCAAAGGAGGAAAGCCGUCUUCCGGAAAGAAAGAUGGCGGUGCCUCCCCGGCUUCCAGUGGCAUCCCUAAGCCGGGACUAAAAGCUCCCUCCAGCACGACGUCCAAGCCUCAGAGUCCGCCACAGAGCCAAAGCCAGGCCGCCUUAAACAGUAGCGGCAACAUGCGGGGUGGAGACGGGGAUAGAGCCAAGCUGACGAAAGGAGGGCAGAGUGGAAGUUUCUAUAUCCAGCGCUCCAGUGUGGCCCUAGAGGGCAAAAGGACCAACAUGACCUCUUCCACCAGCACCUCAGCCCUGUCUGGUUCCAGUGGGAUGCUGGGAGGAGGAGGAGGAGGAGGAGGUGGCGGAGGAGGAGGAGGAGGAGGAGGAGCGCUUGGAGGGAAUGGAGUAGUUCAGCUUCCUCAGCAGCAACAGCACAACCACCCCAAUACUGCCACUGUGGCCCCCUUCAUGUACAGGACAUUCUCAGAAAACGACUGCACCAUGGUGGCCCCAGCAGACCCCUGCCUCAGCCCCACCAAGGGAGAGCUGGUCUACAGCAAGACAGCCAAACAGUGCCUGGAGGAGAUAUCAGGAGAGGAUCCUGAGACAAGACGCAUGAGGACGGUGAAGAACAUCGCUGACCUGCGGCAGAACCUGGAAGAAACCAUGUCCAGUCUACGGGGGACACAGAUAAGCCACAGUACACUAGAGACAACAUUCGACACCACGGUAACCACUGAGGUCAACGGGCGGAGUCUACCAGCCCUCACCACACGCUCCUCCCCCAUGGCCUGGCGUCUGGGCCAAUCACAAACCCCGCGUCUCCAGGCAGGCGACGCCCCCUCAAUGCCCAACAGCUAUGCUGCGCCCAGGGCCAGCACGACGAGCGCUGGCACCACCACGGGGCGCUACAGCGGGCACUCGGACCCCUCCAGGUUUGUGUACAGCGCCCCCCUGAGGCGAGCAGCAGGGGCAAAGGGGGCGGAGCAGGGGGAGAAGGGAGGAGGAGGGCUGGAAGGAGGGAAGCAGAUGGAGAUGGCAGGGUACAUGAGUGAUGGGGACCUCCUAGGGAGGAACGGCCGGAUGGAUGAGAUCACCAGCGGAUACCUAACAGACGGCGGCCUCCAUCUGUAUGCACGCAACGCAGGCCGAGCCUCAGAAGGGGCUUCUUCUCGAGAAGUCUCCCAGCGCGGGAGCAAAGAGAUGCAGGGCGACAUAGACAGUUGGGACGACAGCAGCUCUGUGAGCAGCGGCCUGAGCGACACGUUGGACAACAUCAGUACCGAUGACCUGAACACACCCGCCUACUCCGCUGUCAGCUCAUCACGCAAAAGCAAGGGAGUGCAGUCCCAGAGAGAAAGCAGGUCCAAGCAUGCAGAGCAGGAAGUGAGCAGCAGCUGGGCCGGAGCCGAGGACCUGAAGAAGGUGGAGGAGGAGCUGGACACAAGCAUGGACCCCAGCAGCGGCUCCUCCCGCUGGAAGCCUUCCUCAUCCUCCUCUUCUUCUCAAGCCCAGGGCCAGUAUGAAGACGCCAGUCAGAAGGCCGCUGCCCUGGCCCAGAUGUCCCAGACGGGCUCGUGGAGGAGGGGCAUGACGGCUCAGGUUGGCAUCACACCACCCAGGACUAAGGGUACCUCUGCUGCCCACAAAACACCAGGCAAAACUGAUGAUGCUAAGGCCUCUGAGAAGGGCAAGGCGCCUUCCAAGAGUUCAGCUGCCAUCCAGCGCUCACCCUCAGACGCUGGGAAGAGUAGUGGAGAUGAAGGUAAGAAACCUCCCUCUGGCAUCGGACGCCCACCCACCACUGCUUCUUUUGGAUACAAGAAGAUCCCGGGUCCCAGUGGUACCCUAAUCACCUCCAGUGGUGCAACGCUCGCCAGCGGCUCAGCCACCCUGGGCAAGGCGCCCAAAUCCUCAGCUGCCCUCGGCAAAGGCACAGGCAUCGGUGGUGUGCGUAAGACCAGCCUGGACGGCUCGCAGCCCCAGGAUGACGGCAUCCUACUCAGCUGCAGUGGCUCCAAAGUGACCCUGCAGUACCGCUCUCUACCCAGACCGGCCAAAUCCUCCAGCGGGGUGGGAGCCGGGCGCAGUGGGCAUCGCUCCAGUUCCAGCAGCAUCGACUCCAACGUUAGUGGCAAGUCAGCUGGAGGGGCAGCGACACAAGCGGGUGCCAAACGCAGGGAUGGAAAAGUGGGCUCAGACCGCUCCAGUCCCAUCACCAUCAACCAGACAGACAAGGAGAAAGUGGCGGUGUCAGACCAGGACACCUCAGCUGGACUAUCCACCUCCCCCAAGUCCAGCCCCACCUCCAGUUCAACAGGCCAAUCAGGCCUCAGGCAGCCCGGCUCCAAGUACCCAGAUAUUGCUUCUCCUACUUUCCGCAGAUUGUUUGGCACCAAAGCCAGCAGCAAGGCCAGCUCUCCGGGCACUCCCGACUCUGGCAAGUGCCCCUCAAUACUGGGCAGCCCCCACGGCACACUGGCAAGGCAGGCCAGCCUGGACUCACCAUCCUCUGGCACUGGGAGCCUGUGCAGCGGUGGCGGCCUGAGCGGUGGCAGCAGCCCACUGUACGGUAAAACCCCAGACCUGUGCACUGACUCCCCGGCCUCCAGUCCGGCCUCUGGCCUCUCCCUGCCCUCCAACUCUCGCCCCUGGCCUGCAUGUAGCUCGUCAGCUGGCAGCAAGGACACACUGAGUUGCCAAAGCAUGACCAGUCUGCACACCAGCUCUGAGUCCAUUGAUCUGCCGCUAGGCCACCACGGGCCCAAGGUUACACGAACCGGCAGUGUCAAGUCCACCCUGUCUGAGGGCAUGCCUCUUGACAGAAACACGCUUCCCAAAAAGGGACUGAGGUACCCUCCGUCCUCCCGGCAGGCGUCCCAUGAGGAAGGGAAGGAGUGGUUGAGGUCCCAUUCAACAGGGGGACUUCAGGACACAGGCAGCCAAUCCCCACUGUCUCCUGGAGCUUCCUGCACCACUACUGGAAAAUACCACUACUCCAACCUGCUGAGCCCCACCAACAUCAGCCAGUAUAACCUGCCACCGGGCAGCAGCAGCAUGAGCCGCUCCAACAGCAUCCCUGCCCAGGACUCCUUUGAACUGUACGGAGAGGGUCACCCACUGGGUGGUAGCGCAACCUCCCUGGAUGACCGGCCACGGGCCAUCAGCCGCUCCGGCUCCUUCAGGGACAGCACUGACGAAGUCCAUGGCUCUUCAUUGUCUCUGGUCUCCAGCACAUCUUCACUGUACUCUGCGACGGAGGAGAAAGCCCACUCAGAGGGCCAAACAGUCCAAAAUUCCACGCAAAUCAGAAAGCUGCGUCGGGAGCUGGACGCCUCUCAGGAGAAGGUGGCGACCCUGACGUCUCAGCUGUCUGCCAAUGCUCACCUGGUGGCGGCCUUUGAGAAGAGCCUGAGCAACAUGACCUGCCGCCUGCAGAGCCUCACCAUGACCGCUGAACAAAAGGAGACUGAGUUGGUUGAGUUGAGGGAGACAAUAGAGACACUGAAGACCCAGAACACUGACGCUCAGACAGCCAUCCAGGUGGCGCUCAACGGCCCUGACCACCUUCACAAAGACCUGCGGAUUAGACGGCAGCACUCGUCAGAAAGCAUGUCCAGCAUCAACAGCGCAGCCAGUCACUCUAGCAUGGGCAGUCUGGGAAAGGACACCGAAGACAAAAAGAAGAAGAAGAAGAGCUGGGUGGCUGAUACCAUCCCGGCUCAGUUGCGCAGCUCCUUCAAGCAGGCGUUUAGCAAGAAGAAAACCAAAUCCCAGUCCCACGACGAGAUGGAGGAGAUGAACGACUCGCUGCCGUCCUCGCCCAAACUGCAGCACGACAACCGGCAAGGCAGCAUCGCCACGCUGCAUUCUUCGCCCUCCACCACAGACAAGUGCGUUUGCGAUAGCAAGUCCUCUCCCAUUUGGACGCCAAAGAAAAGGCAAAACGGUCAUGUGGUCUACAAGCACAGAUCUCGGCUGUGCGAAUGCACCGAAGCCGAGGCGGAGACCAUCCUCCAGCUGAAGAACGAGCUGAGGGAGAAGGAGCUCAAGCUGACGGACAUCCGCCUGGAGGCGCUCAGCUCCGCCCACCACCUGGACCAGAUCCGAGAGGCCAUGAACCGCAUGCAGAAUGAGAUCGAGGCGCUGAAAGCAGAGAACGAUCGCCUCAAGUCCAGCGGUAACGCAACGCCAACGGCCACGCCCGUCAAGACGGCCCGGCCGCCCUCCGAGACCUCCAGCACGUCCUCGUCCUCCUCCCGUCAGUCCUUGGGGCUGUCGCUCAACAACCUCAACAUCACGGACACCAUCAUGUCAGAUAUUCUGCUAGAUGACGGCUACGAGGGCAAUCUACGCAAAGAGGGCCGGAGUGUGCGAAUAGUGGUUACCAUCAACAGUGGGCCAUACAGCACCAAGGGUACACAAACCCAUGCGUACCUGAUUGGGUCUAUCGGUGUGAGUGGGAAAACCAAGUGGGAUGUUCUGGAUGGAGUCAUCAGACGCCUCUUCAAGGAGUAUGUGUUUCGGGUGGACCCUCUGACCAGCCUGGGUCUCAGCUCAGACAGCAUCGUCUGCUACAGGAUGGGCGACGUGGUUCGCUCCCACACCUCCGAAGUGCCUGAGCUGCUGCCCUGCGGCUACCUGGUGGGCGACAACAACAUCAUUAAGGUCAACCUCAAAGGUGUGAGGGAGAACAGUAUAGACAGCCUGGUGUUUGACACGCUGAUUCCGAAGCCCAUCAUCCAGCGGUACCUCAACCUGUUGAUGGAGCAUCGCCGUAUCAUCCUCUCAGGACCCAGCGGCACUGGUAAAUCCUUCAUGGCUGCCAAGCUGGCCGAGUACAUCAUUUCCCAGAUGGGGCAGCAGGUGACCGAGCACAACGUUGCCAGUUUCAACGUGGACCAGAAUUCCAGCAAGGACCUGCGUCAGUACCUUUCCACCCUGGCAGAACAGUGCAGCUCUGAGGAGACGGACACAGAGCUCCCCACUGUGGUGAUCCUGGACAACCUCCACCACAUCGGCUCCCUCAGUGACAUAUUCAACGGCUUCCUCAACUGCAAGUACCACAAAUGCCCUUAUGUUAUUGGGACCAUGAACCAGGGAGUGUCCUCCUCUCCUAACCUCGAGCUACACCACAACUUCAGGUGGGUGCUGUGCACCAACCACACCGAGCCGGUCAAAGGUUUCCUGGGCCGCUUCCUGCGGCGGAAGCUGAUAGAGACGGAGAUCGAUAAGAACACGCGCAGCAAUGACCUGAUUAAGAUCAUCGACUGGAUCCCCAAGACCUGGCAGCACCUCAACGGCUUCCUGGAGGCACACAGCUCCUCCGAUGUCACCAUAGGCCCCCGUCUCUUCCUGUCGUGUCCCAUGGAUGUAGAAGGCUCUCGGGUUUGGUUCACUGACCUGUGGAACUACUCCCUGGUGCCCUACCUGCUGGAGGCUGUCAGGGAAGGGCUACAGCUAUACGGCAAGAGAACAGCAUGGGAGGAUCCAUCCAAGUGGGUGAACGACACGUAUCCAUGGAACGCCGCCUCGCUGCAGCAGGACGGCCAGUCACUGCUCCAACUGAGGCCGGAGGACGUGGGAUACGACGGCUACAGCUCAUCCAAGGAGGGAGCCUCGUCCAAGCAGGUGUCUCAGAGUGACACAGAGGGAGACCCACUGAUGAACAUGUUGCUACGGCUACAGGAGGCAGCUAACUACUCCAGCACACAGAGCUGCGACAGUGACAGCACCAGUCAUCAUGACGACCAGCUGGACUCCUCGCUGGAGUCUGCACUAUGAGACCAAGAGCGUUGUUGCGCUGGGAGACAGCGGACCCCUCCAACCUGGGAACCUUUGAGCCUACCAGACACCUGUAUAGUGCACAGAUGUAGGGUGUAUGAAAAGUUUUAUUAUCCAAAAUGGUAUACCCACCAUUUGAAAGAAAACACAUAUUUUUUACAUUACAAUGGUGCAAUACUAAAUCAAAUUAUUGUGUGUUUUAAAGAGCAGUAGCCAACUUCUCAGCCUCAGUGGUCAAAAUGAUAAACAAUCGUCUGAGUUGGAUCCACAGAUAUAUUUUAAACACAUCCACUAAUAAGGUCAGCUAGUCCUUUUUUAAUGGAUGUAUAACAUUUGAGAAUACAACUUUUCAUAUAUGUGCAGGCAAGAUGUGUCUGACAAGGGACAGAAUUUCUUCUGAAGUUGACUUCCAAGGAGUAAAUCACAUUUGUGCUCAGCCAUGAGGAACCACAGGUCAGCCCAUUAUUUUAACUUUGGGUGUCAGAAAAAAAGAGAAAGCCACGAGUUUAUACUGUAUUUUUCUUUUUUUCCUUCUUUUGUUAAUCCCAGAUAUAUAUCUUCAGAUGUUUACAAUGGGGGAGGGGGGUGGUUGCAGGUUUUCUUGUUUAUGUAUUUCCUUGUUUACAGAGGUGCUUCUCACACAAACAUAUACACUCAUGCACUUAGACACAGGCAGCAGGAGGACACUGUCCUUUAAUCAGAGGCUUUGAUUGGUUUUUAAGCCCCCAUGUGACCAACAAUCCAGCCUGCCAAAGUGUCCUUGAGCAAGGCACUAUUUUUAGCACCCUGGGAUCCUCGUCUCUAAACCUAACCUAUUGAGGGAGUCAAGUAAGAGGAGAGGAGAAUAGUGUUUUUAGGUGAUGUAAUGCCCUUUGGUGGCCACAACAGAAAACUGUCCGUAAACAGAUUUUCUUUAGAUUCAUCACAGGUCCAUCAGAUUGAUUGUGUGCUUCAAUAAUGUCUGACACAGUCAACAACCAGCUGUUUAUCUGAACUGGUUCCUCACAAGUUACUAUAUCGGAGUGGAUUCAGAGCUGAGGGACACAUUGUUUAGCACUAUAUUCACCUUAUUAGGGUGACUUUGCCUUUUCUGAGCAUAAAGACUAUUCUGCACCUCCAUGAUGGCAUCAUAUGUGGUUGAUUUGAGACAUUUGCAAAACCUUCUGCAGCCCAGCUAGGAUCACAAGAAUUACAUUUUCAUAACAUAACACGCACACAAAGGGCACACAACCCUUCUGCUCAGUUGUCAGUUGGGCUUCAUGGUGCUGGUCUCCUGCCCUGAGCCUCCUCAGUGUCAGGCACUGCCAAGCUGCUCCUCACUGACCUGCAUGCAAACAGCAAGCACAAGACAAGUGGAUUGUCUGUGUGUCAUCCAGCCACAUUGCUGCUGUGAAGAAAACAAAAUGGACAAGUGCCAAUGUUUCCCUUUGAUUUACUGCCACAUGUCCACACACACACACACAACCACACAUACACACAGGACUUCAAUGCACAGCUGAUCAUGGUUGUAAAUUUAGAUUACGUUGUUCUUGGCUUUCCACGCUCUACAGCCUGUUGUCACUCCAUAGCUUACAAUGCACCAUAAUACAGCAGGCGGCGCCUUCUGUGGGUCCUCACAGAACUGUCCCAAUCGACCGUUCAUUAAACUCCUCCCUUGAACAGCGAUUGUCCAAUCAUUAGCAACCGUAACUCGGCAACUCUGUCAAGCUUUCUUCACGUCAGUGGUGUGCAUGGAGAUGUAGUUCGAGAGAUACUCAGCAUUUAAAGACUUUGGAGUGUUAGUUGCAAAUGUUAUCAUUAUUGGCUAACUAGCCUACCACCUACAGUAGUAACCAAGCAUAACCUGCUCUUUAUUAAAUUAGGGGAAGCAACACUCCAGCAACCCCAGCCAAUAUUACCCUGAGAUAGCAUUUGCCAAACACAAGGUUAGUCCUCAUCCUAAAAGGGUUUUCUGUUGCAACAUUAAAAAGUGAAAACAUACUGAAAAUAUGAACAAGUAUGCAAGCUACGCAGCCAAACAGAUUCAUGUUAGAAUUAAAUAGCAGUCUGAUGUUACCAGGUUAACUAGCUUUGCAUUAUAGCAGUACAAGAACCAUGCCGUUUCUUUAUUUCCAUGUGUACUACAUGGAUCAACAACUGGUUGGAUGCUAACUGUUGGCUGUUAAUGCUGCUUUAUCCUUAGUCUUUUAGCCCAGUAUCAUGGAUGUAGCCAUCAAGUCCACAUUUAAGACCCAUUUACUAGAUUUGGAAACAUUAAAAAGUAGAACGUUAGACUAAUUAGCUAGCUAGCUACAGCUUGUGGCAAAUAUGCAAUGGUUAUUGUAAGCUGUAUAGGUGUGAGAAUUGAAAGCUUGACAGGCGUAGCAACGUUUGCGAAGGGGGUCGGGGCUUAGCGAACAGUUAAUUGCAAAUAGCUGAAUUCUGACUUUUGUGUUAUCCUACAUGGAGAACCAAGUGUGUGGGGCUUGCUGCAACAGGGAAAUUCAGAAAGUAAGAGAAAAGCAGUAUACUGACUUUGAAAAAUGUCAAGACCUUCACUCCAACAGAUAUGAAUCUGAGCUAAUCAAUCAGCAAAGUAUUUGUAAUAUUGAAUUGAAUGAGCUGACAGUGUCAUGCUUGGAACUUUCUGGCACUCUUGUUCAGCACCUGCACCCACUGCCUUAAAUGUGCAAAGGUUUGGGAGGUAUCCUCUGCUCCCAUUGGCUAAAGUGAGAAGAAGAGAUGCUAAUGUCGAAUUAUGAUAAUGAUGAUAAUCUGCUUCCUGCUACGUCAAAAAAGCUGCUUGUAGUUGGGAAAACAGCCUCUUUUGUUUUGUGACUCCCUCUUCAUCCAAACCUCCCUUUCUUGUUUCUGACAGUAAAAGUAUAAAAGAGUUGAUGCUGUAUUUGAAUUUAAAACUGACCAAUAUUGUAAAAACAUUUAAAAAGGGGUGUGGUAUUUUUAAGUUGUUGUUUUUUGCCCAGUUGAGCUGGGCUCACUUGAACUGACAGGAGCACAACCAAACUGUUUUGGGUUUUCUAGCCUGAUGAGCAUGUUUUGAAGCUUUUUAAAAGGGGAAUGCAUUGAGAAGAGACCUUUACCGUUACGUAUGCGUGUAUUGGACGGAAGCCAUUUUGAAUUUUGAUUGUCCUCUCUUUGUUUAAUGAGUGGGUUGGUUUUGCACACUUUGAGGUCGGGGUGGGUUGUAAAUACUUAAGUCUUGCACAGUGAAUCAAAAAUGCAUUCUGCCCUGUUGAUGUUACAAUAUGCUUAACCCGCUGAGUAAAUUAUUGUACUUUGAAAACAGAGAAAAAAAAAAGAAAUGCAAAAACUCAACACGCUGUCAGAAACAGGUGUGUGUCUUGUGGUGAUUGGAUGUUUUGCCUAUGCAGGACGCAUACGGUGUACAGUAAGAAACCGUUUUUAACUCACUAAUAUCACAGACUGAGAACAAAAAAAUGGGCACUUUUCCAGUAUUCCCCCACCCCCUCCUGCCAUAAUAUUCUCUGGAUCCUCUCCGUCUUUAGGAAUGCCUGUUGUUCCUUAGAUGCACUUCCUCUCUGGACAUCUUCACCCAAGCUUACCGCCACUGUUAGGCUUGAGGCCGAGGCACCGAAGCUGACCUGACACCGUACUGUAUACAUUCACCAACAACCCAACAGGUGCUACUGGUCAGUCAAAGCCCAUCAUAGACCAAGAAAUCAUGUUGUCAUAACCUCAGGACAAUCCUACCCUCUACAAUCCUACCUGUGUUCAGCUUCACAUGUGUCUCUGCAGCCAAGCCUCUGAUGGUUCGCACAUAUAUCUGGCCAACUUGGCCAGCCUUGUGUCUGCAAGGAUGUGUAAGUUGCAUGAUAAGGGGACAGUUAGUUACCAUGGUAACAAGUUGCUCCUUACCUACAGUUACACCCAUGUAUCUAACCUGAGCUUAGAUCUCCCACAAUUCACCCUCUUCUACACUCCCGUUGUAGACCCUGAGUUUCCGAGCUAGCAGAUUGUUGACACCGUUAUUAGUGUGUCCACCAUAGUGUUGAUGAUCAGCUGGUCAUUUUUCCACACUUACCACUUUGCAGUUACAUCUCAGUUGAAAACCAUAGCAUUUACUCUGGUUUGAGAGAACGUUUUCUUCUUUUUGGGUGAAACAUUUGUCCUUAAAUGUUUUAUAUUUUGUACAUUUGUAUGUAACAUAUCAUGUAAAUAGACAGAGACAGUGAUUUAACUCAUCUGGAGGAUUUUGUAGUCUUUGUAAAGCCCUAAUAAAUAGUAUUUGGUGUCACACGA
Molecule: messenger RNA, 11799 nt
Organism: Sander lucioperca (pikeperch)
Lineage: Eukaryota; Metazoa; Chordata; Actinopteri; Perciformes; Percidae
Gene: nav3
Product: neuron navigator 3
Exons: 41
Coding region: 175-7539 (2454 amino acids)
Biological process (GO): nervous system development; neurogenesis
Molecular function (GO): protein binding; ATP hydrolysis activity; ATP binding
Source: RefSeq, a predicted model, not a curated record